ACAAAAGCAAAGGAAAAUAUCGACAGCUGUGUAAAAAUUGAAUUAUCCGACUUAAAAUCCGAAAAAAUACAGUUGAACAGUCGUCGAAACGCCCCACGGUCCAAAAAUGUGGGACACAUCCAUGUUUUUGAGUACUUUAACGCCGAAAUUUUAUGUCGCACUCACCGGUACAUCUAGUCUUAUCUCUGGCAUAAUUUUAAUCUUCGAAUGGUGGUAUUUUCGCAAAUACGGCGCCUCCUUCAUCGAGCAAGUGUCUCUCAAUCACAUCAGUCCGUGGAUCUCGGGCGACACGCAAUCGGAUUCUAGUCAAGCGAGCACCAAUGGAGGCGCAAAUGGAGCAAACGGCACCGGCGCUACCACAAUGAGCGAAUGCAAGGUCUGGCGAAAUCCCCUGAAUUUAUUCCGUGGCGCCGAAUAUCAGCGUUUUUACUGGGCAACGAAUAAGGAGCCUCUCACGUACUACGACAUGAAUUUGAGUGCCCAGGACCAUCAGACGUUUUUCACGUGUGAAGGCGACGCAGGAAAGGCUGAAUAUGAAAUUAUGCAGACGGCGUGGCGUGAACGAAAUCCCGUGGUACGAAUCAAAGCGGCGCAUAAUGCGUUGGAAAUAUCGGCGGAUUGUGCUCCAGCGUAUAUUUUACUCGCCGAAGAAGAGGCAACGACAAUUCUGGAGUCGGAAAAACUUCUGAGAACGGCACUAAAAAUCGCCGAAGCGAAUUACCGGAAGAGUCAGGCACUGCAACAUCAGGGUAGUGUGUCGGAGGGGGUGCAUCGACGCGACACAAAUGUGCUGAUUUACAUCAAAAGACGUCUCGCGAUGUGCGCGAGGAAACUCGGGAAACUCAAAGAAGCGGUAAAAAUGUUCCGCGAUCUCACAAAGGAAAUUCCGCCGAUAAUGAAUGUCCUGAAUAUCCACGAAAACCUCUUGGAAGCCCUCUUGGAGAUGCAGGCGUAUGCCGAUUGCCAAGCUGUCCUUGCGAAAUUCGACGAUAUUUCGCUGCCAAAGUCCGCGACAAUUUGUUACACGGCGGCGUUACUAAAAGCGCGUGCCGUCGCCGAAAAAUUUUCGCCCGACAUCGCAUCCAAACGAGGUCUAAGUCCUGCGGAAAUUAGUGCUGUCGAGGCAAUUCAUCGCGCUGUCGAAUUCAAUCCGCACAUACCGCGUUACUUGUUGGAAAUUAAGCCCUUAAUUAUGCCGCCGGAGCACAUUUUAAAGAGAGGCGAUUCCGAGGCACUCGCAUACGCCUUUUUCCAUCUGAAUCACUGGAAAAAUGUCGAGGGCGCUCUCAAUUUGUUGCAUUGUACCUGGGAAGGCACGUUCCGCAUGUUGCCCUAUCCCCUGGAGCGUGGCAAUCUCUUUCAUCCGUACCCAACGUGCACCGAAUGCGCCGAUCGCGAACUUUUGCCCUCAUUUCACGAAGUCUCCGUGUACCCAAAGAAGGAACUGCCGUUCUUUAUUCUCUUUACGGCGGCAUUGUGUUCAUUUACGGCCCUGCUGGCACUUUUAACGCAUCAAUAUCCCGAAAGUAUGGGCAUCUUGGCGAGUUCGCUCAUCAACUAUCUGUCGCUGCCAUUUCAGUUCAUCAAGGAUCGCUGGCCCUGUAACUUGAUUACGCGAAUUUGAAUCACUUUUUGAUGAGAUUUUUUCUUGGAGUAAAUAUCUUUUUUUUUUGACUCGUUUUAAUGCGCUAAUUUUUAACUUAUUAUUUAUAUUAUGAUGCGAAAUCAUGGAAAUAUUAUUAUAUUUGUGUAAAGCAGUCCACGAUGUAGCGCGGAUUGACAAUGGAACUUGAAAUUAUUAUUAUUACAUCUAAAUAGUAACGAAAUAGAAUUAUUUCGAAUAAAACUACUUAAAAUUUGAA
Culicoides brevitarsis is the source of this 1862-nucleotide messenger RNA. RefSeq names its product protein ST7 homolog. The record is from RefSeq and is a predicted model, not a curated record. The coding region runs from base 107 to 1624 and encodes 505 amino acids. NCBI's taxonomy places the organism in Eukaryota, Metazoa, Arthropoda, Insecta, Diptera, Ceratopogonidae. The transcript has 2 exons.